GAACUUGUACGAGGACAGACCCAAACUGACGUGAAAUCAAACUUCACGUUGUCAUGGCGACAGAUUUACCGUCUGGAUCUAACGGAGAGUGUUCACAAGCAUCAAAUCUUUCAGAUUUGUGUCUAAGAAUCAUGAAUAUUUGUGUUUUUUCUGAUAAUAUUGAGUUUGCAGAUGUCUGGAUUUACAUUCAGAUUCAGUGGAUGACCUUCAACCAGAUCAUCGUUUGGUUCCUGGACCUUUACUUUGAUGUUUUGGAUCAGUUUCAGGGUCAAAGCAGCAGCAUUGUUCAGGUUCUGCUGCAGGAAGAUGAACUAAAGGAGAACCAGAGACACAGCAGAACACGUGACGGUUGUUGGAGACCAGGAGCACCAGAGGAAGUUCUCGGGUUCUGGCUGACCUCGUCUGACUCCGCUGGUUCUGCUGGACCGGUACGGCGUUCCACUCCCACAUCAGCCGUUUCUGCGUCCAUCCUGGUGAUCUCUGGUCCUGUAAAUCCGCCGUUCUGUUGCAGCCCGUUCUCGCCCUCUAAAGCCGGCCCAGCCCACGCCGAGCGCCGCGUUCCUGCCGGGAAACGGAUGAGGAACACAAACAAGACGAGCAGUAAUGUGCUCAUCCAUAAGGCGCCGUGCAAACAUCCCAUAAUGACCGCUGGCGUCAGAGUCCAAGCAGAGAUUAGCAUUGAUCAUUACAGCCCAUCACGCUCUAAUGAGCCCCACUUAGCUCUGGCGGCUAGUUACCGCAGACGGAUUCCACCCGCGUGUCAAAGAGCUCCGGAUGCUCCGGCAGGUCCGGGCGGCGUUCCGGAGCGAAGGUCACCCAGAGGUGAACCGGAAUGUGAAACACGUUUCCUCACUCAGGCAGGUUCGGAUUAGCCUUCAGCUACACGCUGGUGGAGAAGAACGAGAAGAUGCGGUCCUUCUCCAGUGAGGGGGGGGGGCAUUUCCAGCGGGUGGGGGCCGAGGUCGGAGCUGCUCAGAAAUCCUGUCCUGAGGGCCUGAACGUCACCUCGGAGAAAAGAAACUCUGUUUUCCAGCUCCGCUGACAGCAGCAGAGUUUACAUUCAGACCUCGUCAGAAAACCACUUCCACCGAUUCUUCUGAAACAAACAACAACAGACGGUUCUGCCGCUAAGGAACUCCAGAGAACCUUAAGGAGAACCAUCUUCUACUAAUGGGGGAAAGCAGAGACCAAAAAGAAAACAACCAGAACUGAUCCAGGAGAACGAGGUCAACUGAACUCAGUCCAGGUCAGAGUUCAUGAUCCAGCAUUAGGAACACCAGAUGAUCCAUAAACAUCUGGAAUGAACUUCAGAUCAUUAGAAUAAAUCUUUCUGGAAGGAGAGCGGCAUGAAAGAACCUUUAGAACUCAAGGCCCGGGGGCCGGAUCCGGCCCUCCAGAUCAUUUGAUUUUUUGUUAUCAAGAUAAUGUUGUUAUCUUGCACUAAGUUCCAUCUUGUAUCAUUUUGACAAAAUAUAUUUAAGGUUUAAGUUGAUUUAUUCUGGAAUCAUAUUCCUGCCUUAUUAUUAUUAUUGUUGACUUUGUUGUUUUUCAUGUUCGUCCCGUCCAGCAGGUGACCCACAGAACACCCCACCCCCACAGUGGGAGGAGCCUCAUCUGUUUCCCCCUGAAGCUGCCUCUCUAUGGAGCUAUAAUAGAGCCAAUAUUAUUUGAAACCCAAUAAAUCAUUUUCAAAAAGUCUUGGAGUUUGGCCAA
Molecule: messenger RNA, 1713 nt
Organism: Oryzias melastigma (Indian medaka)
Lineage: Eukaryota; Metazoa; Chordata; Actinopteri; Beloniformes; Adrianichthyidae
Exons: 2
Coding region: 54-872 (272 amino acids)
Source: RefSeq, a predicted model, not a curated record